This is a messenger RNA of Acomys russatus (golden spiny mouse), 1938 nucleotides long. Its product is annotated as polyadenylate-binding protein 1-like. The record is from RefSeq and is a predicted model, not a curated record. Gene Ontology annotation, molecular function: RNA binding. The transcript has a single exon. The coding region runs from base 1 to 1938 and encodes 645 amino acids. Gene Ontology annotation, cellular component: ribonucleoprotein complex. Lineage: Eukaryota; Metazoa; Chordata; Mammalia; Rodentia; Muridae.
AUGAACCCCAGCGACCCCAGUGACCCCAGCUACUCCUUGGCUUCACUCUACGUGGGGGACCUGCACCCCGAUGUGACCGAAGCAAUGCUCUAUGAGAAGUUCAGCCCGGCUGGGCCAAUCCUCUCCAUCCGGGUCUACAGGGACAGGACCACCCGUCGCUCCCUGGGCUAUGCCUCAGUCAACUUCCAGCAGGUGGAGGACGCUGAACGGGCCUUGGACACCAUGAAUUUCGAUGUGAUAAAGGGCAAGCCGGUUCGCCUCAUGUGGUCUCAGAGGGACCCAUCUCUGCGCAAAAGUGGAGUUGGCAACAUAUUCGUCAAAAAUCUGGACCGAUCCAUUGACAGCAAAACACUGUAUGAUACGUUUUCUGCCUUCGGUAACAUCCUUUCAUGUAAGGUGGUGUGUGAUGAGAACGGCUCCAAGGGUUAUGGAUUUGUACACUUUGAGACACAGGAAGAAGCCGAACGAGCGAUUGAGAAACUGAACGGGAUGUUUCUAAAUGACCGCAAAGUGUUCGUUGGUCGAUUUAAGUCGCGUAGAGACAGGCAGGCCGAACUUGGAGCUCGGGCCAAAGAGUUCACCAAUGUUUACAUUAAGAAUUUGGGAGAAGACAUGGAUGAUGAGAGACUCCAGGGUCUCUUUGGCAAAUUCGGGCCCGCCUUAAGUGUUAAAGUCAUGACUGAUGAAAGUGGAAAAUCCAAAGGAUUUGGAUUCGUAAGCUUCGAACGGCACGAGGACGCACGGAAGGCGGUGGAUGAGAUGAACGGGAAAGACCUUAAUGGGAAACAAAUCUAUGUUGGUCGAGCUCAGAAGAAGGUGGAGCGACAGACAGAACUGAAGCACCGAUUCGGACAGAUGAAGCGAGACAAGCACAAGACUGAGCAGGUGCCACAAGACAGAAGCGUCAGAUGCCAAGGCGUCAACCUUUAUGUGAAAAACCUUGACGACGGCAUCGACGACGAGCGCCUCCGGAAGGAGUUUUCUCCCUUUGGUACCAUCACUAGUGCAAAGGUUACGAUGGAGGGCGGUCGCAGCAAAGGAUUUGGCUUUGUGUGUUUCUCCUCUCCCGAAGAAGCUACUAAAGCAGUUACGGAAAUGAAUGGUAAAAUUGUGGCCACCAAACCACUCUACGUAGCUUUAGCCCAACGCAAGGAGGAGCGCCAGGCUCACCUCAGCAGCCAGUACCUGCAGAGAAUGGCAGGCACUGCCGCCGUGCCCAACCUAGUCAUCAAUCCUUUCCAGUCAGCACAGGCUCCUUCAGGUUACUUCAUGACGGCUACACCACAGACUCACAACUGUGGGGUCUACUAUACUCCUAACCAAACUUCUCAGCAAGGACCAAGCCCCCGUGGGAAUGCUCGAGGUGCCAGAGCGACUCUAUUCCCAACUAUGUCUAGUGCCGUCCAUCCAUCUAACAUUAGUACAUCAUUUGCUACGUCAGGACCAGCUCCCUCACAGGCCACACGAAGUAUGUCAACAUAUCGUGCUGCCAACACAUCCACACAGAUGACGGGCUUACAUCCUGCAGCUGCUCCUGGGGCCCGCACAGUUACCCAGUACAAAUAUACUGCUGGAGUCCGAAAUCCCCCUCAGCAUCUGAAUCCACAGCCACAAGUCACCACACAGUGGUCAACUGUACCUGUUCAAGGUAAAGAAUCUUUGACUGCCUCCAUGUUGGCAUCUGCGCCUCCUCAAGCCCAAAAGCAAAUGUUAGGGGAAUGGCUGUUUUCACUUAUCCAGGCCAUGCACCCUGCCCUCGCGGGUAAAAUCACUGGCAUGCUGUUGGAAAUUGAUAAUUUAGAACUACGCCACAUGCUUGAGUCCCCAGAGUGUCUCCACACCAAAGUUGAUGAAGCCAUAGCCGUACUGGAAGCCCACCGAGCUAAAGAGCCUCCCUAUCAAGCAGUCAGCACUGUUGCUGGUGUCUCGACCACCUAA